Salmo salar (Atlantic salmon) is the source of this 2447-nucleotide messenger RNA. Lineage: Eukaryota; Metazoa; Chordata; Actinopteri; Salmoniformes; Salmonidae. The record is from RefSeq and is a predicted model, not a curated record.
GUGUGUUCCUGUCUGUGUUUGACUGAGUGACAGUGGUAGUAAAUAUGAAGUCAAUCUUUCUCGAGCUAAAAGUAGCAGCAUAUGGGAUGUUGGCUACAUGCGUGCCUAUGAGGAAUGUUUUGUGCACAGGUGUGUGCGUGCAAGUCUGAUGUGCCAACUGUAUUAGCAUGUGGCAUAAUUAAGCGCUCAUUUUGGACAGCCAGGACUGAGAGAGAGAGAGAGAUGUAGAGAGAGAUGAUCGGAGGAUUGGGGGCUCAGUGAACAGAACGAAGCGAUGGAGAGAUGCUCCAUCUCUCCUGUCAAACGACUGACCACCCUCCACUGCCUUUUCUUCCUCAUGGUUGCCGCGGUGACGCAACCCUCUACCUGUAACCGUGACGACGAGGGCGAGGGGAAGGUGGAGGCCCUCUCGGCCCAGCUGUCUAUCCCAGGACAGGUCACACCCACCCCUAUUUGGUCCGUGGACUGGGGCCCCACACUAGCCCUGGAGGACGAGACGCAUCACAUCCUGUCCAGCCAGGAAGCAGACCUGCACCACCAUGGCCAUGAAUUCCCCACGACAACCGCCGAGGCCUGGCCGCAUCAUCAGAGUGCACCGGGCAGCGCUUUACCCCAGGAGCCCUUGGACCUGCUGGAGGCCCCGGACGCAGAGGGAGUGGAGGAUGGAGGAAGUGAGGCAGAGGAGAGAGAGCCUGAGGAAGUGGACCCUCAGUUCUACGUCACAGUGACCAUCUCCUCUCUGCUCAUCCUGACUGCUGUCAUCAUAACAGUCAAACUCUGUUACGACCGCAGCUGUUCCCAGCACCCACCCCCACUUUCCCGUGGCGUGGCCCCCCCCCUCUCUCUCGCCCUCCCUCGUUCCCUGGCUCUGGAGGACAACCGGCAGACGCUGCACGGCACUCCCUCCUUUACCGACAGGGAGAGGAUCCCCGUGGUGAACCUCUAAGGCGAACGUUCUCGAUUUGAUACACAUUCCUACGGGAUGCGACGGAGAACAUCAACACCGCCAGAGGGUGUGCCCACCGUGGCCCACCGUGGUCUUCUAUUUAUCUUUGACUGUGAAAAUGAAAAUCAGGAAACCAGGUAUCCAGCCAUGGCAAACACCUCUUUUUCCAUCCAUCCCUUCCUCCCGAAGGAGAAAAGCCCAAUCUCAUCCCUUCCUUCCUGCUGCCAUCCUCCUGCGCCUCUUUUCUCCACUUUUCUAUGGCUCUGUGUCACUGUAGACUGAGCAAACCUUCCGCUCUGUUUUAUAUUCCGUUGUCUGUACUGCCCCAGGCUGUAGCAGCAACACACGUACAGGUCCCUCCACUUUAUCUGCUUUGACUAAUUCACAAGCAAACAGUGUUAGAUAUCAAUAGAACGUUUUAGUCCCACCGGUGCCAAAACCGCAUAGCUAUAUGAGGCUAUUUGGAAUAUUUCAUACAGAUAUCUUGUGUAGCUGAACUUUGAACUAUGAUGAAAUAGUGGACUUGGUUAUUGAAACUUAGUUGAAAGUGAAAUAUGUGUGUUAUCUGAAAGUGAAAUAUUGGUGUUCAGCUAGCUGGUGAAGGGUUAAAACAAUCCCUGUUUCCUAGGACUGAAGGGGGUAUUUCACAAAGCUGGUUAGCAAUGUUGUCGCCAGCCGCCAAUGUACUUAACACGACACGGUCCAAAAAUCGCUGUUUACUCCCGCUUGGAAGCUUGAAAUGCAAAUAGGCCCACUGCAGCUUCCACAUUCGCAAUGUGUUUUCUGGGUGUUUUUAUUCCCUAAACUGUAUUCUUCGUUUCUUCCUUUAAUUGUCUUGCUUCUUUGCCACCUCUCUCUGUUGUGCAUUUGUGAGUGUGUUAUCUUGUCUCUGGAGCAUGGGGAUGAGCAGGAUUUAUAUAUUACUGCUCUAUAUAGGGUUGUGAAAUUCUAUCUUUUUCACCAAAUUCCCAGGUUUUCCAGAAAUCCCGGGUUGGAAGAUUCCUGGAAUUCGGAAGGAAGGAAAUACAGGAAUCUUCCAACUGGGAUUUCUGGAAAACCAGGGAAUUUGGGGGAAAGUUAUCCUUGUUGUAUAUGAAAAUAGUGGUGCAAACAAUGUACAAUACAUGUUUGCAUAUAUUGCAAUCAGUACAAUCAAACGACACAUGUGGUACAAUCAAUGGUGGUGUCAGGUAAACAUAAUGGGUAUAAAUGAUACAGUCCAGAAUGAAUGAGUCAUUUUACCAUCAUCUGUUGUUUCUGCUCCGACUUCAAGGCUUACACUAGUGUUUACUGUAGGAUCUUAGGGUAAUGUACCUGUCCAACUUGACCACCAGCUUUGAGCAAUUACCCUCUGGACUUCCACUACACAUAGUGUUGUGACGUCAUACGUGACUCGUGUCCUUCUGCAGUCUAGUGUUUCUUGGUUCUCAGUAGCAUUCCUGUAGACGUGUGGCUCCACUGUACGAUGGAACAACAAUAAAAACUCAACACUGGUGUUUUA